Messenger RNA from Aethalodelphis obliquidens (Pacific white-sided dolphin), 1590 nucleotides. RefSeq names its product spermatogenesis associated serine rich 1 (gene SPATS1). The coding region runs from base 71 to 1126 and encodes 351 amino acids. The transcript has 10 exons. NCBI's taxonomy places the organism in Eukaryota, Metazoa, Chordata, Mammalia, Artiodactyla, Delphinidae. The record is from RefSeq and is a predicted model, not a curated record.
GUCCUUCGAACGGCCCGCCGAAGUCGCCCGGCUGCAGCUGCCACCGACACCGCCAUCUUAACUCGGGGCAAUGACUUCACAGGGUCAAAGGGCAGUGCGGGAUAGAAGGGGAGAAAUUAGGCCAGAAUUUGAAUUGAGGGACUUAAACCAGACUUGGAGAAAAGCUUUGCCUGCACGAUUGAUUACAUGCUGGUUGCUUUUAAUAUUUAAAACCGACACAUGCAUAGCUCCGUCCAUGGACACUGGAAACUGUCCACGGGGCUGUCAACUCCCCCCCAUCUACACAGCGAUCUGCAGCAGUGAGCUGGAGAAGGUUCAAGAGAAAGGAGACUCUGGCAUGACCACAGGAGAGUGGAGAUACAGUACUAAACUCAAUUAUUUUCUGGAAUCUAAGGGAUGCUUUGCCAACAUAAUGUCCUCUGGCAGAAGUGUCAGCCCCUCAUCUUCUAUUGAAACAGGUCUAAGCGUCAGUGGGCCUUUCAGCACCGGCAGAGGGUCUGUUCACCCAGACCCUGCUGCAGAUUCGGAUCUGAAAUCCUCCUCCUCACAUUCUGAUCACUCCUCUGAAACCUCACUGCCUGAAGCCCGAAAGGAUAAAUAUCGCCAGGAAUUCAGCCUGCUUAAGUUGCAGACAAAAGAUGGGCAGCGUCCUGAGUGGACAUUUUACCCAAGGCUUAGCAGCAACAUCCACACCUACCAUGUUGGAAAGCAGUGUUUCUUCAACGGGGUCUUCCUCGGCAACAGGAGGUCUCUAUCAGAGAGGACGAUGGACAAGUGCUUUGGGAGGAAGAAAUAUGUUAUUGAUCCCAGGAAUGGAAUCCCAAAGGUAACUCCAGGAGAUAAUCCAUAUAUGUGUCCAGAACAGAGUAAAGGCUUCCACAAAGCAGGAUCAACUCUCCCGCCAGGGAAUUUUUCAAUAAUGCCUUAUGAAAAGAAAUUUGAUACAUUUAUUCCACUUGAGCCUCUUCCACAAAUUCCCAACUUGCCUUUCUGGGUGAAGGAGAAGGCCAACAAGCUGAAGAAUGAGAUAAGAGAAGUUGAAGAGCUUGACAGUUGGCAGCCAGCGGUCCCCUUGCUACAGAGUUUGCUACCUGUUGGUUCUUUGGACUUUCCAAGACAGUCUUGAACAGGAACAGGUCCAGGAAGCAGGCACUGACUGUCCUCGGGAGAGCCUUUUCCUGUUAAUUGCUUCUGUUGGUGCGACUGUUCUAAAUCAGUGUUUGACUUGGAUGCAGAAUCACUGUGUUUUGCCUCUUUUAACUUUUUUGUUUUGGCGGCGCUGCACGGCUUGUGGGAUCUUAGUUCCCCAACCAGGGAUUGAACCCGGGCCCUCCGCAGUGAAAGUGCAGAGUCCUAACCACUGGACCGCCAGGAAAUUCCCUUAAGUUUAUAUUUUGAAAACUGUCAAACUGAUAGAAAAGUUGCGAGAAUCGUACAACAGACACCUACAUAGUCUUCACCUAGAGUCUACAAUUAACAGAGUUAAUGUGUCCAGAGUUGUACACAUUCUCUUUUUCUCAUAUUAUUAUUAUUAUUUUGCUCAAUUAUUACUAUCAAUUUUGAUAAAUAUAUUUAUUUAUUUAUUUUUGG